AUGCGUGCUCCGGCGAGCCUCCUGCACCGCGCCGCCCUCGCCAACACUGGCACGGGCGAGCCGUCGUCGUCGCCGGCGAGUAUGAAGGCCCCUGAGCAGCAGCAGCAGACGGCGCCUGUGAUGGCGGUGAACUCGGACAUGGUGCUCAUCCUAGCGUCGUUGCUAUGUGCGCUCGUCUGCGUCCUCGGCCUCGCCCUCGUCUCCCGAUGCACGUGCCGACGGCGCCGCUCGGCCUCAUACUCCGAUCACGCCCCUCCUCCACCAAAGGGCCUCAAGAAGAAGGCCAUCCACGCCCUCCCAACCGUCUCCUUCGCCGCCAACGGGGCUUCUCCGACGCCGGCGACAUGCUCGUCGUCAGAGUGUGCGAUCUGCCUGGCGGAGUUCACGGAGGGGGAGGCCCUGCGCGUGCUCCCACGGUGCGGCCACGGCUUCCAUGUUGCAUGCGUCGACGCCUGGCUCCGGACCUGUGCCACAUGCCCCUUCUGCCGUGCCCCCAUCCUUGCCACGCCCACGCAGCCGCCGGCGACGACCACGGUGGUGGUCGUGGUGGCGACAAACAACAGGUGCGGGAGGUGCGGCGAGCUGGCGGCGCCGACCGGUGGUGGCGAUGACACGUUUUUACCUUAG
Messenger RNA from Triticum turgidum subsp. durum (durum wheat), 627 nucleotides. The record is from the annotation of a GenBank genome assembly. NCBI's taxonomy places the organism in Eukaryota, Viridiplantae, Streptophyta, Magnoliopsida, Poales, Poaceae.